Messenger RNA from Chlamydomonas reinhardtii, 2081 nucleotides. RefSeq lists its product as uncharacterized. Gene Ontology annotation, cellular component: ESCRT I complex. The coding region runs from base 237 to 1265 and encodes 342 amino acids. The transcript is spliced from 7 exons. Gene Ontology annotation, biological process: protein targeting to vacuole; ubiquitin-dependent protein catabolic process via the multivesicular body sorting pathway; protein targeting to membrane. The record is from RefSeq and is a predicted model, not a curated record. NCBI's taxonomy places the organism in Eukaryota, Viridiplantae, Chlorophyta, Chlorophyceae, Chlamydomonadales, Chlamydomonadaceae.
AAAUCGCGUAAUAUCAAUACUGUAUUCACCUUCCGUGCUGGUCAAAUUCUGCUUGUGUGUUGCGACUUCGCUCGACGCUUUAGACCCAAGCCUCAGAUUGCUGCUGUACAAUUUACCGUUGUUCCUAUUUUUAGGAGUCAGCAUCUUGCAAUUUGCUUUGGCUAAGGGCUUGGGAGUAGAGCCAGCGACCCCAGGCGAUAUCUGCGCGCAACUACAGCUGCCGAGGAUUUUCUUCAAUGCUUGGCGUCGCCGGGGCAGGCCCGCCCAGGCGGCGAGACUACGCCGAUGAACUCACUCGGGCUUUUCCUGCUGCCCAGCUUGUCAAUGCUGAGGGCUCGGUGAUUGACUUGCCCUUCCAACUGCCCAAUGGCCGGCCCACCGCUCUACGCGUGAGCCUGCCUUCGCACUUUCCCCAGGACCACCCAGUCCUGUGUGUGGUUGUGCCGCUCCAGCACCCAGCAGUGGACACGACCGGCCGCGUGCACCUGCGUGCCGCCGACCAGUGGGGCUCUGGCACCACCUCCCGCCGCCUGCCCGCCGACCUGGUGGCAGUCGUGCGUGAGGCCAUGGCGCUGCUGAACGCCUCCGACCCCUCAGCAGCAGCGGCGGCGGCGGCUGCUUCGGCAGCAGCGGGCGGUAACGCCUGGCAGCCGGGCCCUGGGGCAGGAGGUGGCGCGGGAGGGGCUGGAGGAGGCGGCGCAGGGCCUACAGACCCGGAGGGCUUCCUGGAGUCGCUGUCGACGUCGCAGCUGGAGGCGCUGCUGUGUGAUGAGGAGGCGCUGCGGAAGGCGGCGGCGCAGUGGCUGCAGGAGACGCCGGCCGCCCGCGCGCUGGAGGACGUGCGGCGUCAGAACAAGCAGCUGGCGACGGCCAACCUGUCGCUCAGUCGGUCCAUCGACGAAGCGCGCGGCCACGUGGCGAUUGUGCGCAGCGGCGAGUACGCGGCCAUGCGGAGUUUGUUUGAGGACCUGUUCAACAGGCAGAAGGCCAUCAUCACCAAAAUGGGGCCGGAUGCACUGCUGGCCCGGCUGCGACAGGAGGUGGACGAGUCGGACGCUGCCAGCGAUGAGCUGCUUGAGCGGUUCCAGUCUGGAUCCAUCAGCAGCCUGGAGGCGUUCGUGGACGCCUACGUGGCGGCGCGCGAGGCCUUCCACAUGGUGGACCUCAAGCGCCAGGCGGCGGAGCACCACCGCAUGGUACCAGACGACCUGAUGCCGGUCUGGUCGCGCGAGGCCGUGGCGGCGGCGCUGGGGCAUGGGCGGUGAGGGCGCGGAGCUGCGGGGGCUGGGGAGAGGGGGGGGUGCGCCAAGUGAGGAGAAAGAGAGGAGCGGGGGCCGGUAAGGAGGCGGGCUUGAGCAGGCUUCUGCUAGCCAGCAUUCGCGAGUGGCACUGUUGAGGUGUUGAGGGACAAACCGAAGAUCACAGGUGCCUACAGCACCGGUGCUUGCGCCUUGUGCUAGGAGUGGGCCGUGGCUAUUUACUCUGGUCGCGUACAGUGAUGAUCUUAGACGUCAAGUGAAAGCUGUCGGUUGAUGUUGGCCCCUGGCCCGUUGAUGGAAGGAGCUGUGUGUGAUUACGGUAUGUUGCGCUUGCCCUACAUCCAGUACGGUAUUGGGGAUGGUUGCAACGGGUAGGCGUCAUAUGACUCAUAACUUCCAUGCCGUGGGGUUACUGCAUGGGCGACAGGAUGGGUUCACAGCUGCUGGCCCCGGCCGCUUGUCGGGUAAGACGUGGCUUAACCGUUGUGGCGGUUGACUGCUGUUCAACUCGAGUGUGGAAGUUGAAGAAUAAUGUCCGCGCUUCAACACUGCGGCGCCGGUUGAAACGCCGAGCACUGUACGCCAUUUUGAGCAGAUUGUGAAUGCAUGUUAGUUGCGGGUUGCGGAGGUACCGACAACUGCCUUGCUCGACCACUCGAGUCUUGCUUGCAAUCGAGCAGCCGAGUCACACCCUGCAGGAAGUCAGAACGUGCAUGCACAUAAUGCCUUAAACCGUUGCCUAUAUAAAGGUUGGGCACAGCGUAGUCUUAUAUCUUACUGCUUCGGCUAAGCGUCCUGUGCUUUGUUGCUUUGCGCUGCUUG